CCACUUUCUUUUCCUCCUCUUCUAUUCUCUCUCCCCCGCUUGUCGCAAACAAAGCGCAAUUCAUCUAUCUAGCCUUUCCCUUCUUCUACUGCUCUCUCUUCACAUCUUCGCCUCCUGGCCGUGGCGUUUUUUCUGAUUUUCUUUCUCUUUUUUUUAAUAGUCAAUACCCAGCUGUGUCUUGCUCGAGCACUGUGCCCCCUUCUUUGCACCUGAUUCGAUAACUCUCGCUAUCAACAAACACCAAUCCCGCAAUCACUAACUCGGCUCGGUUCGAUUUGUGUAAAACACCGUCCGCUCUCGAAACCCGGAACACUCACUCUGGUCGCCACAUUGAUUCUAUUUUUUUUUAAUCAUAAUAACUACAAAAAUUCACCAAGAUGAACGUCAACCGGAAGUUCGAUCGUUUCAAGCAAUGGGCCGGGGAGCGAAUGGGGAGCGAAGUCAAGACCAACCUGUCGGACGACUUCAAAGCCAUGGAGACGGAGAUGAACGUGCGCCACGAUGGUGUUGAUCGUAUCCACAAGGCAACCGCCGCGUACAUCAAGUCUAUUUCCAAACGCAGCGAAGGCGAGGACAAGGAGAAGACGCUACCGAUCGCCCACUUGGGUAGCACCAUGGUUAGCCACGGUGAAGACUUUGAUGCUAACUCCGAGUAUGGACGUUCCAUGACCAUGCUUGGUAGAGCGGAGGAGCGCCUGGCUCGCCUGCAGGAUGCUUAUAUUUCCCAGGUGAACGCAGGCCUGCUGGAGUCGCUGGAGCAUUCUUUAACCCAGCUGAAAGACUACCAGACUGCCCGCAAGAAGCUUGACGGUCGCCGCUUGGCGUAUGAUACAUCUCUUUCCAAGAUGGAAAAGGCGAAGAGGGAAGACUUCCGUGUGGAGGAGGAGUUGCGGACUCAGAAGGUCAAAUACGAAGAGGCCAACGAUGACGUCUGCCGAAGAAUGCAGGACAUCAAGGAAUCGGAAGUUGAGGGCGUGAUUAACUUGGAGGCGUUUUUGGAUGCUCAACUGAGCUACCAUGCAAAAUGCCAGGAAGUGCUGCUCCAGCUCAAGAGCGAGUGGCCCGGAAGGCAACCCCUUUCCCAGACUCCAAAUGGUCGCCGUCCAGGCCGUCCCCGCUCCAACACUGCCCACUCUUUCGCAGAUCGCUAUGAGCCAUUGCAUGAAGAGGAUCACAAUGACGCGGAUGUCCGGCCUAUCAUUCGAUCCAGUCGGGCCACUUCGAUCGAGCCGACCGGCAGAGAGGUCUAUCCGCCUGAUACCUACGCGACCCGGCCCGUUCUGAGCCGGACUUCAACCUUCGAGGGCCCUACGCAAUUGCGCCAGGAUAAUAAUUCCAGCCCCUACCAAUGGCCCUCUCGAUCAGCCAGCGAAAAUUAUAUCGGCCGCCGAAACAGCAUUCAGAGCCGGACAGCCGGUAGAGCAUAUGCUGAUCCGUACAUGGACCCGUCUGAGGAUGAUAGCCCACGCAGCGGCACUAGCCCGGACAGAUCUUAUUUGGGACGCAACGAAUCGCCUGCGCCUUCAUAUGGCAGCGCAAUUUCGCGACGGGCCAGCUCGAAUACCCUCAACAGCACAUCCUUGAACAAGAAGGCUCCUCCACCUCCACCCCCCCGCGCCAAGAAGCCUGCCCCUCCCCCUCCCCCUAUGAAGCGGGUGAUUCCUCUUGGGGGCGACGCGUAGGCUGUGACUGCAUGUUAUAGCCUGUUAUACAAACCUCUAGCGUACAUGGGUAGUUGAGUGUUUUUUCCUUUCCGGUUGGGUUUCUGGCAAAUCUACCCUAAUUCAGGCCAUUCGAGUCUGGGGUUCAUCCUGCUGGCAAGUGUUGAAAGAUAGCGGGUGGUCUGGGGCGAGGAAUUGAUAUUCUCUCCCUUUGUUUUGUGUCUGUGCGAUAGGUAAACCGGCAGUAGUCAGUGUAUAGUGCGGUCUGUACAGGAAACGGGCGGGGUAGAACUGUUUCGUCUUGUAUUAUUGAGUUAAUAUGAUGGCCGUCAAAUAGAUAGUCCUUUAAUUUGAAAUUGUG
Molecule: messenger RNA, 2022 nt
Organism: Aspergillus homomorphus CBS 101889
Lineage: Eukaryota; Fungi; Ascomycota; Eurotiomycetes; Eurotiales; Aspergillaceae
Product: BAR domain protein
Exons: 5
Coding region: 378-1682 (434 amino acids)
Cellular component (GO): cytoplasm
Molecular function (GO): protein binding
Source: RefSeq, a predicted model, not a curated record